Messenger RNA from Mandrillus leucophaeus (drill), 1349 nucleotides. RefSeq names its product LSM12 homolog (S. cerevisiae) (gene LSM12). The record is from RefSeq and is a predicted model, not a curated record. The transcript is spliced from 6 exons. Bases 329 to 916 code for a protein of 195 amino acids. Lineage: Eukaryota; Metazoa; Chordata; Mammalia; Primates; Cercopithecidae. Gene Ontology annotation, molecular function: RNA binding.
AGCAGUAAAUAGCACUGUCCCUGUAAAUAGGUAGACUGUUUUUGCUAGUUGUGGAACCGUGGACAAGUUUAGUCUAAAACUUAGUUUCUGUAAAAGGAGGACAUUGAUACCUACCUCAAAGGGCUGUUAGAUGCUCAAGAAGUGACAAUACAAAUGCCUAUGAAGAAACAGGAUCAGGCUCCCUAUCCACCCAGCGUCAGACCACGCCCCGGCGUGUGACGCAAGCACGCUCCGUGCGUCGCGUCGCGUCGCGUCGCGGCGCUCACUAGGGGCCCGGCUUUCGCCCGCUGCUGCCGCCGCCGCCGCCGGCCGCGGCUGCACUCCCAAGAUGGCGGCUCCUCCGGGCGAGUACUUCAGCGUUGGGAGCCAGGUGUCGUGCCGGACGUGCCAGGAGCAGCGGCUGCAGGGCGAGGUGGUAGCCUUCGACUACCAAUCCAAAAUGCUGGCUUUAAAAUGUCCCUCUUCCAGUGGAAAGCCCAACCAUGCAGACAUCUUGCUCAUAAACUUACAGUAUGUUUCAGAAGUGGAAAUAAUUAAUGACCGAACAGAAACCCCUCCUCCCCUAGCUUCACUCAAUGUUAGUAAGCUUGCCAGCAAAGCACGGACAGAGAAGGAGGAGAAGCUGAGCCAGGCCUAUGCAAUCAGUGCUGGUGUCUCUCUAGAGGGCCAGCAGCUCUUCCAGACCAUUCACAAGACCAUUAAAGACUGUAAAUGGCAAGAAAAAAACAUCGUAGUCAUGGAAGAAGUUGUUAUUACACCCCCAUAUCAAGUGGAAAACUGUAAAGGCAAAGAGGGGAGUGCACUGAGCCAUGUACGCAAAAUAGUUGAAAAACAUUUUAGAGACGUGGAAAGCCAAAAGAUACUGCAACGUUCACAAGCCCAGCAACCACAGAAGGAGGCUGCCCUGUCAUCCUGAGUCCGUACACAUGGAGGACUCUUCCAGCAUCCAGCCAAGGAGGCGCUGGUGGUGGCUUCAGCGGAGGCAGGCCGGGGGAGGGAAGGGAUCCUAUAUGUCCUGUUGGCUCUUAACAAAGGGUCAGCAUUUCCAAAUCUUAGACUUGAACAAACAAAACACCCAACAAAAAAGAACAAGAGAAUAAUUUAAAAGUUGAAUCAUUACUUGACUAACAGACUUCGGUCCACCAUGUCCUUUUCACAGCCCUCUUCUGGAACAGUCACCUUGUUAAUUUUAUUUUUGAAAAUUCUUUUCCCACUCUGCCCUUUUACUUCCAACUUUCCUUUCCUAGUCUGUUCCUGCCAUUCUGUUUUUAUAAGUGGCUACACUUGCCUUCUGAAUGAUUGAAAGAAACUUUUACAUCUUUUCUUCCAAAAUAAAAGUAACAAGCUGA